AAUUCCGCCGUUGAAAACCACAAAAGCAUCUGCUGCUGCGGCUUCGGUGAUUCAAUGGCGACGGCGACGACGGUGAAUGUCAAACUUUCUCGAUCAAAUCGUAUCUAUCGCUCUUCCGAACCAGUGGAAGGCAAAAUUGUGAUAAAAUCUGCUACUUCGAUUUCGCAUCAAGCAAUACGUUUAUCCGUCAAUGGAUCAGUGAACUUGCAGGUUCGUGGAGGAUCAGCUGGAGUUAUUGAGUCCUUCUAUGGUGUCAUCAAGCCUAUUCAAAUUGUUAAAAAGACGAUCGAAGUUAAAUCUUCUGGCAAAAUCCCUCCGGGAACUACAGAGAUACCAUUCUCUUUGAAUCUGAGGGAGCCUGGGGAAAGCAUUGUAGAAAAGUUUUAUGAGACAUUUCAUGGAACAAAUAUCAACAUCCAAUAUCUACUAACUGCAGAUAUACCGCGAGGAUACUUGCACAAACCUUUAUCUGCAACAAUGGAGUUUAUUAUUGAAAGCGGUAGAGUUGAUCUUCCCGAGCGGCCAAUUCCUCCAGAGAUGGUAAUCUUUUACAUCACUCAAGACACUCAGAGACAUCCAUUGCUACCCGAGAUUAAGACAGGUGGUUUCCGAGUUACCGGAAAAUUAGCCACCCAAUGCUCUUUGCAGGAUCCACUCAGUGGCGAGUUAACAGUGGAAGCAUCUUCAGUUCCUAUUACUUCUAUCGACAUUCACUUACUUCGUGUCGAGUCGAUAAUUGUGGGGGAAAGGAUUGUCACUGAGACCUCUUUGAUUCAGUCUACACAGAUUGGGGAUGGUGAUGUGUGCCAUAACAUGACUCUACCCAUUUACGUUUUACUUCCUCGGCUUCUGAUGUGUCCUUCCGUUUUCGCAGGUCCCUUCUCAGUGGAAUUCAAGGUAUGCAUCACCAUAAGUUUCAAAUCGAAGCUAGCCAAAGCACAACCAAAGUCUGAUCCUACAGCUCCAAGACUAUGGAUGGCACUGGAGAGAUUACCGCUGGAACUUGUCCGGACAAAGCGAGAUCAGUUCAGCUGCUAAAGAACAGGCUAACAUAUAAGAUCAACACAUGUUUCUUUGUUUGUCAUAUGCAUACACUUGGCCUUGGAGUCGUAUGCUUCCUAGCUUGACCUGCCUGCCUAAUUUAAGC
Arabidopsis arenosa is the source of this 1147-nucleotide messenger RNA. Lineage: Eukaryota; Viridiplantae; Streptophyta; Magnoliopsida; Brassicales; Brassicaceae. The record is from the annotation of a GenBank genome assembly.